Molecule: messenger RNA, 1889 nt
Organism: Oryza brachyantha (malo sina)
Lineage: Eukaryota; Viridiplantae; Streptophyta; Magnoliopsida; Poales; Poaceae
Product: pantoate--beta-alanine ligase
Exons: 5
Coding region: 372-1307 (311 amino acids)
Biological process (GO): pantothenate biosynthetic process
Molecular function (GO): pantoate-beta-alanine ligase activity
Source: RefSeq, a predicted model, not a curated record
GCGCCGCCGGCUUCUUCCCCCGCCAUCCUCCGCCUCAAUGUCGGCGCGGCCGCGUGUCUCGCACGCCGCCGGCUUACUUGCGACGUUCGCGCCGGCCACUUCCGGGGUCGACGACGCCGCCGCCACCUUGCCCGGCCUCCAUGGCGAUCUGGUAGCCGCGGCCUCCGGCGAGUGGAGGCGCUGUUCCCUUUUCAGCCCUUGGGUUGGUUGGAAGGCGCGUCUCUUCACGGACUCAACGGUGGGUGGUGCGAUCGUGUUGAAGGCUGGCCGCGUCGACCGUGCCUGCAAGUUGUUCGACGGAAUGAGUGGCAGUCAUCCACAGCUGCAAAUUUCAAAUUCCUCCCUCCUAACCUCUCAGCCAUUGGACGACCAUGGCGGCGCCGCGCGAGCCGGAGGUGAUCCGGGACAAGGCGGCGAUGCGCGCGUGGUCGCGCCGCCGCCGCGCAGAGGGCAAGACCGUGGCCGUCGUCCCCACCAUGGGUUACCUCCACCGAGGCCACCUCUCCCUCGUCUCCGCCGCCGCCGCCUCCGCCGAUCCCGUCGCCGUCGUCGUCACCAUCUACGUCAACCCCAGCCAGUUCGCUCCCACCGAGGACCUCGCCACCUACCCGUCCGACUUCGCUGGUGACCUCCGGAAGCUCGCCUCCACCGGUGUCGUGGACGCCGUCUUCAGCCCCGCUGACCUCUACGACCGUGGCACCGGUCGCCGGGCCGCCGCCUCCGGUGGCGCGGUCUCGUGCUUAGAGGAGGAGGCUGGGGAUGGCCACGAGACAUGGGUUCGGGUGGAGCGCCUGGAGAAGGGCCUUUGCGGGGCCAGCCGGCCCGUGUUCUUCCGAGGCGUGGCCACCAUAGUCUCAAAGCUGUUUAAUAUCAUCGAGCCGGACGUUGCUGUGUUCGGGAAGAAGGAUUAUCAGCAGUGGCGCGUCAUCUGCCGGAUGGUUCGUGAUCUUGAUUUUGCCAUAGAGGUAAUCGGAUCAGAAAUAGUGCGAGAAACUGAUGGUCUUGCCAUGAGCUCUCGCAAUGUGCACCUAUCACGUGAGGAAAGGGAAAAGGCAUUAUCUAUCAGUAGAUCACUGGUUGAUGCUAGAACUGCUGCCUUGAAUGGAAACACUGAUUGCGAACAAAUAAAAAAUAAAAUAGUUCAGACCAUGACCGAAAAUGGCGGUCAGGUUGACUAUGUUGAGAUCGUGGAGCAAGAAAGUUUGGUCCCUGUAGAAAAGAUGGACGGCCCUGUGGUCAUUUGCGUUGCCGCGUGGUUUGGAAAGGUUAGGCUGAUCGAUAAUAUCGAAAUCGAUACACGAUCCUGAGAUUUUGGGGACUCGAUGUUUGCUGUCACCUUGGCAUUGCGUUUGAAACAUCUUGUACACUGCAACAAUCACAUUGGAGGAGGUUAUUUAUAAUGCAAACUGGCCUUAAGGUAUGAUCUGGAAUGCAUAGCAAUGCUGUAACAGGGGAAAUCAUGUUUGUUAUCUAUCAGAAGUUCAGAGCAUAUGCCAGUUCGGGCGGAAACUCCUUUAAUUUCAGCAAAAUGAUCCAAACUUCUUUUGAGAAAACAAUUUGGAGACGGCCUCCAGACUUACCCGUGAUUAUCUGCUACUACCUGGCUAAAUAUUGAUGAAUCUUUCUUUGAUCAGGCAGGAGAAUGUGGAUGGGCUACUGGCCAGAUAUAUCUCAUGAUGGCUGCUGGGAAAUUACAAAGCCUUCAAAAUGCUAAUAAAAAUUGGCUGCUGGGAAAUUACGAAGCCUUCAAAAUGCUAAUAAAAUUGAAAUUGGUAGCUUGCACAAGGCCUCAUGAGGUCCAUUGUGAUCCCAGUUUUGUAUCGAUUAGUUUACAGAAAUAGAGGAUUGGUCCGAAACAAAAUUAAAUUCGUAAUAAUACUCAGCCUCAG